Trichomonas vaginalis G3 is the source of this 240-nucleotide messenger RNA. RefSeq lists its product as uncharacterized. The record is from RefSeq and is a predicted model, not a curated record. The transcript has a single exon. The coding region runs from base 1 to 240 and encodes 79 amino acids. Lineage: Eukaryota; Parabasalia; Trichomonadida; Trichomonadidae.
AUGAAGUCUCAACAAAGUCUUUACGAAGAAGUCUCAACAAAACAUUUACGAUUAAGUCUCAACAAAACAUUUACGAUGAAGUCUCAACAAAGUCUUUACGAUGAAGUCAUGACAAAGUCUCAACAAAACAUUUACGAUGAAGUCUCAACAAAGUCUUUACGAAGAAGUCUCAACAAAGUCUUUACGAAGAAGUCUCAACAAAACAUUUACGAUGAAGUCUCAACAAAGUCUUUACGAUGA